AUCAGUGAUCAGCAUGAUACUGAUCAGCAAUGUUAGCGUAUCAGGGAACCUACAUCAGUAGGGUAAUUUUGAGCAGGUGUGACAAAAAGCUUUGUGUGGCACGUAAACACAAGUUCAUUAGUCCUUAAAACAUGUUUCUUCAAUACUAUCUGAGACUGCCAUUGGUUUGUUUGGUUCUCUCUGUUGUGGGAUGUUUUCCUGAACUGUCAGUAGAUAUCGACCUCAGUGCUGUCGGUGUGUCCCAGGCAUCAAGACCCACAAGCAGCUUUGUUGUCGGAAGCAGGGCAAAGGGAGAAAAGUAUCUCAGUGUUCAAAACGGCUCCACUUCAACCCCACGGAUGGAAGAAGGCUUUAAAGAGCCGCUUUUUGACACUACAAUAGGCAGUUCCUCUAUGACCUCUGCCUUACAAAAUGAAACUGAUGAAAGUACAGUGGAUUUAAGUGGGCCUGAGCUUACGCCAACAGCUGCUAUAGACACCACCACAGAAUCUCAGCAGUCAUUUACAGAAGAAUAUACUCUACCUCAACCAACCGUCUAUUCCUCUGAGCCACAGCUGGAUCAUACUACACCUACAGCAGAGGGUAUUGAGGGAACAUUUAUACCCACUUUGUUGGUCACAGUUCCCUUAGGAUGAGAUGUGCCUCUUUCUCUUUUUAACUGUAUCCAAUGGCAGCCGUCAUUGACGCCGACAGACUGCAAUGUGAGGCGUUUCUCUCUUCUGUAGGUAGAUGGCGCCAGAUCUGUCAUCAAAUUGAAUUUGCAUUAAAUUUGUGAGUUCUGAGU
Megalobrama amblycephala (Wuchang bream) is the source of this 784-nucleotide messenger RNA. RefSeq lists its product as uncharacterized. The record is from RefSeq and is a predicted model, not a curated record. Bases 132 to 635 code for a protein of 167 amino acids. The transcript is spliced from 4 exons. NCBI's taxonomy places the organism in Eukaryota, Metazoa, Chordata, Actinopteri, Cypriniformes, Xenocyprididae.